Messenger RNA from Aspergillus melleus, 1692 nucleotides. RefSeq lists its product as uncharacterized. The record is from RefSeq and is a predicted model, not a curated record. Lineage: Eukaryota; Fungi; Ascomycota; Eurotiomycetes; Eurotiales; Aspergillaceae. The coding region runs from base 1 to 1692 and encodes 563 amino acids. The transcript has 4 exons.
AUGUCUGACGUCCAGAAGCCUGUUGAGGAGACGCCUGUCGCCGCUCCUGCUGUUGCUCCUGCUACUGAAGCGCCCGCUGCCACCGAGGCUCCCGCCACGGAGGCUCCUGCUGCUGAGGCCCCCAAGGAGGUUGCCGCCGAGAACACCGAGGCUGCCCCCGCCGCUGCUGCUGAGGACAAGAAGGAGGAUGUCGCUGAGCAGCCCAAGGAGGAGGCUAAGAAGGAGGAGGUGACCCCUGCGUCCGAGGGCGUGCUCGGCCACAAGGCCCCUGGUCUCGUCAAGGGUCUGCGCUUCUCUAAGCGUUUCUUCUACUUCAGCGAGGAGGCUGUCGAGGCCAAGAACCUGUCCAUCUUCCACCAGAACGAGAAGCCUGCCGUUGCCAACCCCAUCGCCGCCUGGGCUAGCCAGACCGGCAAGGGUCUGCUCUUCUUCACCAAGCGCGCCGAGGACAAGGCUACCCCCGCUGGUAUCUUCAACUUGGCCGAUGUCACCGACGUCACCAAGGAGGGUAGCAACGAGUUCCUGUUCAAGGUCAACGGACACAAGCACACUUUCCAGGCCACGAGCGCUGCUGAGCGUGACAGCUGGGUCGCCGCCCUUGAGGCCAAGACCGCUGAGGCUAAGGCCGAGAAGGAGGCCAUCACCGGUAGCGAGGGCUACAAGGCCGAGCUUGAGAAGCUGACCAAGCCUGCCACCGCCGCCGCCGCUGCUAAGCCUGCUGAGAAGCCCGCCGACAAGCCUGCCGAGGCUAAGGAGGAGGCCAAGAAGGAGGAAACUGCCCCCGCUGAGGAGCCCAAGGACAAGGCCACCGCCAAGAGCCGCUCUCAGUCUCGCAAGAGAACCAGCCUGUUCGGAACUCUCCUCGGAAAGAAGGAGGAAGGCGAGGAGAAGAAGGAGGAGAAGGUCGAGGAGGCCAAGCCCGCCGAGGCCUCCACCGAGGCUCCCGCUGAGGCUGCUGCUCCCGCUGCCGAGGCUUCUGAGGCUGCCCCUGCUGUUGCUGCUGCCCCUGCUACUGAGGCUCCUACCGACGCCCCCGCUGAGGUUGCCGACAAGAAGGAGAAGGAGGAGAAGAAGGAAGAAAAGGAGGAAAAGAAGGAGGAAAAGAAGGCCGAGAAGUCCAAGCGUACCUCUCUCUUCGGCAACUUUUUCCAGAAGGUCACCAGCCCCUCUCACGAGAAGUCGGAGAAGGAGGCCACUUCUCCCGCCGAGACUCCUGCUGUCGCCAGCACUGCUCCUCAGCUCGACAACCCUGUCGAGGAGGCUGCUGUGAAGCCCAUCGAGCCCGAGAGUGUCACUGCCCCUGCUGAGGGUGAGGCCGCUAAGGAGGCCACUCCCGCUCAGUCCCCUGCCGCGGAGACCCCCAAGGACAAGCGCCGCACCUCUUUCUUCGGUAACUUCGGUAAGAAGAAGGGUGACUCCGACAACGAGGGAACCGAUGGCGAGGCCAAGCCCAAGGGUAACAAGCUCGGAGGUCUUUUCCGCAAGCCCAGCAAGGCCGUGAAGUCUGAGACCCCCAAGGAGGCCACUGCCACCGAGACCGAGGCCAAGCCCGAGACUGCUGCCCCCAAGCAGGAGACCGUUGAGGAGUCUCCCGCUGAGGAGAGCGCCCAGCCCGCUGAGACCCCCGCCACCGAGGAGUCUAAGCCCGUCAACGUUUCUUCCACCGCUGCUCCCGUCCAGGCUGCUGCUUGA